AUGUCAGAUAUUGAAAAACAACAACAAGAAGCCAUAACCCCCAAACUGACUACUGAAUCAGCCACGUUACACGAUGAAACCGAAAUCUACCAGUUGAAAGAUGAAGUCUUGACCAAGAAGAUGAAAUUGAUUAAUGACGCAAUUGACGAGAUUGGAUUCACGCCAUAUCACCUAAAAUUAUUCUUUUUGAACGGGAUGGGAUAUUGGACAGAUACGCAAUUGACAUUUAUAGAAAGUUCGGUGCGUACCUUUAUCAACUACCAGUUUGGUUACAAGUUCCCCAUCAGUAAUGAAAUGUUGGCUGCUGGUUUGCUUGUUGGCGCUUUGUUUUGGGGGUUUUCCGCCGAUUUGAUUGGAAGAAAGGUUGCAUUCAAUAUCUCGUUAUUGCUUAGCGGAUUAUUCACAAUCAUCACGGGUACAAUGUCGUCGAUGGCAAGCUAUUGCAUUUUUGUGUUUUUGAGUUGUUUUGCCGCUGGUGGGAACUUGGUGUUGGAUACGUGCGUGUUUCUUGAAUACUUGCCUCACAAGAACCAAUGGUUAUUGACUUUUUUUGCAUUCUUUUGGGGGAUUGGACAAGUUAUUGCCACUGCUUUGGCGUAUGCUUUCUUACCUAAUAAUUCGUGUUCUUCUGCUGAUUAUUGUCCCUCGCAUAUCAAUCGUGGCUGGAGAUAUGUGUACUACACUAACGGAUCUAUAGUUUUGGCAAUGGCGGUGUUGCGAUUAACGGUGGUGAGAUUGAAGGAAACACCCAAGUUUCUUGUAUCAAAUAAUCGUGAUGCUGAAGCAAUUGAGAUUUUACACCACAUUGCUACAAAGUAUAACCGGACAUGUUCAUUAACUUUGCAAGAAUUGGAGCUGUUGGGUACUGUUGAAGUGAAUGAUGAUUUUAGAAAGCACAUUGAUUGGAAAGGAUUGUUGGUAUUGGUCAAACAUCACUUGUCAAUCUUGUUUAGCAAUAAAAAGAUGGCACGGUCAACAUUAUUGGUGUUUCUUUCCUGGUUCUUGUUGGGAAUCUCAUACCCAUUGUACUCGUCGUUUUUGCCACAGUAUUUGGCAACCAGGGGUGCCAACAUAUCAGCAUCUACGACCCAGGGAGUGUACCGAGACAAUUUAAUCUCAAACGCGGUAUCAAUGGGUGGGCCAUUAAUUGCGGGUGGUAUAUUAUAUUUUUUCCCAAUUAUUGGACGAAGAGGUGUCUUGUUCAUAGGUGGUGUUACAUCAAUGGCAUUUUUAUUCGGUUACACGCAAAUCAAAAGCAGACCUCAAAAUGUGGCACUUUCGUCAAUAUCCUAUGCAACUAUCUAUAUCUACUAUUCCGCAUUGUAUGCCUACACACCAGAAGUGUUUCCUAGUGCUGCAAGAGGCACUGGGAACUCAUUGGCCAUCGCUUGUACGAGAGUUGGUUCUGUUAUUGUGCCGUUGAUUUUUUACUACUCAAACAAGUCAAGCACCGCACCAAUAUGGAUCUGUGGUGCAUUUGUUGGUGUUGUUGGGUUUAUCGCGUUGUUGUUCCCAUAUGAACCAAGUAAGCACAGAGUUGCUUGA
This is a messenger RNA of Lodderomyces theae, 1545 nucleotides long. RefSeq names its product MFS transporter. Gene Ontology annotation, cellular component: membrane. The transcript has a single exon. The coding region runs from base 1 to 1545 and encodes 514 amino acids. Gene Ontology annotation, biological process: transmembrane transport. Lineage: Eukaryota; Fungi; Ascomycota; Pichiomycetes; Serinales; Debaryomycetaceae. Gene Ontology annotation, molecular function: transmembrane transporter activity. The record is from RefSeq and is a predicted model, not a curated record.